Molecule: messenger RNA, 2259 nt
Organism: Cyprinus carpio (common carp)
Lineage: Eukaryota; Metazoa; Chordata; Actinopteri; Cypriniformes; Cyprinidae
Gene: metrnlb
Product: meteorin like, glial cell differentiation regulator b
Biological process (GO): energy homeostasis; positive regulation of brown fat cell differentiation
Molecular function (GO): hormone activity
Source: RefSeq, a predicted model, not a curated record
UGCAGGUAAAUGCUUGGUGAUCGCGGAGUGCUGGCGGGGGCGUGGCUUAGAGGUGUGUCGUGUGUGUGUUAUGGGCGGGCUUGAGUUUGUAUGAGGGAGAAAGUUUCUGCGGGACUCACUAACAGUGUCUGGGCUUCAGACUCACGCGCAGUCAUGCUCUUCAUCCCGGAUUUGUCUGCUCUUGAUCCGGUCAUGUUUCUGAAGUGACCCAGAGCGGCGGGGACUGAGAUCUUCUACACACUGGAAGAGAUUGUCGGGGUUUGAGCAUGUUUUUAUUCUUUCUGUUAUCAGCUCUGGUCCUGUGUGGAUGUACACAAUAUUCCAGCGACCAGUGCAACUGGAGAGGAAGUGGUCUGAUGCACGAGUUUCACGCGCGGGACGUAGAGCAGGUGUACCUGCGCUGCGCCGAAGGCUCUCUGGAGUGGCUCUAUCCCCCAGGAGCCGUCAUCGUCAACCUGAGGCCCAACCUGCCGUCUGCGGAGGGUCACCUGCGCGCCUGCGUCAAGCCGCGGCCGGACUCGCGCGGGGCCAGGCUGUAUGUGGAGCGGGCCGGAGCGCUGCGGCUGCUGCUGACGGAGGAGGACCAGGCGGCCGGACACGUGCGCUGCUUCUCUCUGCAGGAGGGGGCGCUGUUCGUGGAGGCCUCGGCCCGCCGGGACAUCAGCCGGAGAAUCACUGCCUUUCAGUACCAGCUGAUCUCCACACACACGCCAGCCGGAGACCAGCCCCACUCACAGACAGCUUCAUGCAGACCCUGCGCUGAUGACGAGCUGCUGAUGGCGAUCUGCACCAGCGACUUUGCGGUGCGCGGCAGUAUUCAUCAUGUGGAGGAGGAGGAGGAGGAUGAAGAUCAGGCGUCAGUGGUGGUGUCGUUGAGUCACGUGUACCGUCAGAAGAGCCGUGUGUUUGUGUCCGGCGGCGGGGGGCGGGGGUGCGGCCGGUGGACGGGUCGUGUGAAGAUGCCGCAGCAGUGCGGCCCGCGAGCGGGACAGGGCGAGUUCCUCUUCACGGGAGCCGUGCGGUUCGGGGAAGCCUGGCUGAGAUGUGCUCCGCUUUAUAAAGACUUCAUCAGACUGUACCACGCAGCUCUGGACGAGGGAACAAACCCCUGCCACAUACACACGGACUGAGACACACACAACAAUCCUCUGCUGAACUGAACCCACUCUGACAAAUUUUUUACAUGCCUUGGUCCAAGGGCACAUUUUAUCCCAAAAUCAAAAAAAAUAAAUAUUACCUUUAGGAUACUUAAAUAAAAGUUGGAUUAUUUUAUAACCAGGUUUUGAAAUAAUUGUUAUAAUAAUUAAAUAAAUUGCCCCUCUAAAAUUCUCAUUACUGCAUUUCAUCCAGAGUUUUUUAAUUAUUAAUAUUAUUAUAUUUUUACAUUUUCAUUUUAAUUUAUAAUUCAUAAUUUUCAGCUGGGGUUUCUUUAGGUUUAUUACUGUCAAAUGUUUUAAUUUUGCAGUAAUACUACUAAUCAGCAUAAACUAAAUUUUAAUUAAAUCCUACCAUUAUGUAAAAAUAUUUCACUUAUUUCAAUAUUUAAUUUACUUUAAAAUUACUGAUAUAAUAAUAAUAAUAAUAAUCAUCAUCAUCAUCAUCAUUAUUAUUUUUUGUUGUUGUUAUUGUAACAUAGUAACACAGCAACAUAGUAUUUAAAUAAUGAAAUAGUUGUAUAUAAUUGCUCUAUUUGUAGUGCUGAAUUUAAAUAAUAAUAUUUUUAAAACUGGGGAUUUUUUUUUUUUUUUUUUUUGCUUACAAUAACGUCACAAUUUAAUUUUUUAAUUUUUUAUGCCAAAUCUUUCUUCUUUAUUUAUGUUGAUUUUGGGGUGAAAUGAGGCCUGAGUUUGUUUUUUCAGGUUUUUCAAACGGGAUGUCCAGUGGUUCCAGAUGGAUGGCUCUAAGUCAGAUCCAAGUCAUCAGUCCUCCCUGAAGUUGCUGUUCUUGGUUACAGACAGAAGUUGUGUUUGUGUGUUUCUGUCUGUUCUUGUUGCCUGAUUUGAUUCGUCUGAAAGCCAUACAGAGACAGUGUGUGGUAACACUCGGAUCCGUGUGAUGAGCUCUUGCCUGCACGCGUGUGCUGCUGCGAGACGAUGAACGCUGCUUUUGUUUAAAGCUUUGUUAUUGAGCGGUCAAUUCUUCUGACUGACGUCUGGGACUGUUUUCAUGUGUUCACGAGUGAGAUUGAGUGUGUGUGUGUGUUUGUUUCUCUUCCUUGGACUCCGAGUCUGGAAUAAAACACUCCUAAUAGAAACAUCA